This is a messenger RNA of Planococcus citri (citrus mealybug), 1989 nucleotides long. RefSeq lists its product as uncharacterized. Bases 110 to 1939 code for a protein of 609 amino acids. The transcript has 2 exons. NCBI's taxonomy places the organism in Eukaryota, Metazoa, Arthropoda, Insecta, Hemiptera, Pseudococcidae. The record is from RefSeq and is a predicted model, not a curated record.
ACUCGAUACUGAUCAAACAAAUUAAUUGAAGUAUGAAAAAAGCAAACAUACCGACGAAAUAUUAAUACAGUGAAGUCGUCGAGAGUCUUUUUUUUCGACUCAUUUAAAAAUGAAGACGACGAGAGAUACCUUGUUGGUUGUUUUCGUGUCGUUCAUUUCAAUCGUGCAGUUGGCACGAUGCGGUCCUUCUACCCUUCUGGACGAUCGUGACAAAGAAACCGAAGAAAUAGAAAAAUUAGUCAGAAAAGAAAUUAUUACAUCUUUACAAUUGCUGGGCGAAGAUGACGACGAUAUCGAAUCCGAGACGUUUGAUAACAAUCAAUAUAGUCCAUCAUAUGCCAAAAAUUCAGGAAAUGGAAGACCCAUCCCUGGCAGAUUUUACCAGAUGUCGAACCAAAGCCCAAAAAUAUCGGAAAAUUCGUAUAAAACUCCCGAUUACACUUCUUAUUACGAUGGAGCUGUGAAACCCACCAAUGGAAAUGGCGUACAAAUCAAUAGAUCUAAUGGGAACUCCAAUUCUCGGACGAAUUUCAGAUACAAUACUCCUAAUCCGGAGACCAGAGGCAAUGGUAAUGUCAAAAGUGUCACUUCAAAUGAUGCCAGAUCCAUACCAUCUUCAUCUUCUGCAUCUUCAAUGAACACUAGAGAACCUGGAGAAUACUCAACCACUGUUACUUUACCAUCUUUAGGAGUUGGUAGACUCUUGUAUGGCGGCGGAGGUGGAGCUGGAGGGGGAUAUGGUGGUGGAGUAGGCUACAGCGGAAGUGGAGGGUACGGUGGAAGUGGAGGGUACAGUGGACUUGCAGGGACAGCGUUGAGAUUACGUCCCAGCAGCAUGAUCCGUAGAGGAAUACGUCGUCUAGGUAGACUAGGAGGUCGUUAUGGUCUAGGAUAUGGAGCAGGAGGUGGCGGCAGUGGUGUAGGAUAUGGAGUAGGAGGUGGUAAUGGUUUAGGAUAUGGAGCAGGAGGAAGCUUCGGAGGACAAGGUGUGAAUAUCGGAUACGGUGGAGGUGCUAGAGGUGGAUCUGCAGGUACCGGAGGAUACGACGAAGACUACGAUAUCUCCUUAAACACUAAUGGCGGCCAAGGAUACUAUGGAAACGGACGCUACGGAUUACAAGGUUCCUACGGUGGAUCCGGUUCUGGCUCAGGAGGCUCCUGGUCUCUCGGAGGAGGCAGCAAUGCCUCACCAAACGAAUACUACAACUUAAGAUACGGUUACCCAAGCACUUCCAACUCCGCAAUAUCUGUAGAUGGCACAUCCGGAGAAGGAGUAGGAGGCUCCAGACGUUACACACUCUCGUACCCCAACGAUGCCUCCAGCACAACCAUAUCAACUGCCGAUCAAACAACCCCCCCUCAAUACGAAUUGAUGUUCUUGAGAAACCAACCCGGCUCAUCAAACGUUGAACUUCAAAGUGGCUCCAACCAAGAUGUCAAUCUACAACUACAAUCCACUGGCUCCGCCUCCGAAGCCAAUCGUGAUACUUCGAACGGAUCCGGAUACCGUAUAAACGUAUCCGGUUCAGGAGGCCCAUCUACUCUUCGUAGAACCAGCACUACUGGUCCUGAUGGAGUUGAAGAGUACAGAGUUGUAGUGGUGAAUAAAGACGGGAACGGUUCGGGUCGCUCCGGAGUCUCACUUUCGACAACGGGUUCUGCGCCAGGAGGAGGCUCCGGUUCGGGUAGUUGGUCCGUUUCGUCCAGCAGUUCUGGGUCCAGUGGUGGUUCAGGAGGCAGAGGAGGGCAAGGUGGGUUCCAAAUAACUACUCCGAUUACUUCGACUCAGGUUUCUAUUCCGUCUACGUCGAUUGUCGGUUCGGUUUUGAGCUCGGUUCAAGGAGCUGCCAGCGGUGAACAGACCAGAGGGUUGAGUUCUGCUAACGAUUCCGCCGGUGGUAAAAUUAUUCAAGUUAUUCCGCUUAAAACGUCCAAUUAGUAGGUAAUUUUGAUCUAUAGUGCUAAUCAAUAAAAUGUUUUCUAUAAGAA